Drosophila rhopaloa is the source of this 675-nucleotide messenger RNA. It is a transcript of the gene tomboy20, whose product is annotated as mitochondrial import receptor subunit TOM20 homolog. The coding region runs from base 103 to 537 and encodes 144 amino acids. Gene Ontology annotation, molecular function: transmembrane protein transporter activity. Gene Ontology annotation, biological process: protein import into mitochondrial matrix; protein targeting; tRNA import into mitochondrion. The transcript has a single exon. The record is from RefSeq and is a predicted model, not a curated record. Lineage: Eukaryota; Metazoa; Arthropoda; Insecta; Diptera; Drosophilidae. Gene Ontology annotation, cellular component: mitochondrial outer membrane translocase complex; mitochondrial outer membrane.
UAGAGAACACAACUUGUUGUACACAGAAGGUAUAAACUUGUCGUUUAGACGCAAACAUCAGAAAUUUUGAACAGCCCAAAAACAGACGAAUAAAAUUCGAAAAUGAUUGGAUUUGGGGGCACUUUCAAGGUUUUGGCGGCCCUUUCGGGAAUGAUGUUCAUGGGCUAUUGCGUGUACUUCGACAAAAAGCGUCGCAGCGAUCCCGAAUUCAAGAGGAAGUUGCACGAGCGGCGCAACAAACGAAACUUCGCAUCCUUGAGGUCCUCAGGUUCGGCUAAUAUGAGCGACAAGGACAUCGAGAUGUACUUCAUGACCCAGAUCCACAAGGGCGAGGGCCUGAUCACGAACGGCGACAUCGAGGGCGGGGUGGACCACCUGAUCAACGCGAUCCUCGUCUGCAGCCAGCCGGGAAAACUGCUCCAGGUGCUGCAGAGCACCCUGCCCAUGGAGAUCUUCACCAUGAUGCUGGUCAAGAUGCAUGCCUACGAGGCCGCCGAGCGCAGUUCCCCCGUCAUCAUGGACGAGGAGGAAGGAUAGACUUUUUGGUGCUCCAGAAAAUUAAGGGUCUCUGUUUUUCUUCACGACCAAUUGGAUAAGUUUUCUGUGAGGUCUGAGUAGCAGGGAACAUUCUUUGGUUCACGUAUUUCGGGCAAAUACAUACAAUGUAUACUAGUA